UUGAACAAUAUGGCGACGUCCUGUUAGCGGUGUGAGUUCUGACAAAUAACGUUAUGCGAAUGAUGUACAUCUCCAAAACCACCGAGAAAGAUAGAAGUAUGAUAUACGACUGCUUUAACGUUAAUUACGUGAUAUAAGAUAUUUCCAGCACAGGCGAACAGGUUCGUUCUGCAGUUAUUGGUGACUGAUACAGAUGGCUAUAUGCAGGCUGGUUGUGGGCUCUCUGAGCCUGGUGAGGCAGGGGGAGUGCCUUGGUGCUCUGCUCACUCCCGCCACCCUGCCUCUGAGGCCUGCUGUUCGGAGUGUGUUCAACGAGACUGGGACAUGGGAACGAGAUUACCGGGCGGAGACCAGGCGCAGGGUGGAACAGUGGUGGCAUUCGCGCAUCCAGCAAUAUUGGCACAAGGGACUGGAAGAUCAGAACUCCCAGAUGGAGAAGUUUUAUGUCCUCUCUAUGUUUCCAUACCCAUCUGGUCAUCUGCAUAUGGGCCAUGUGAGAGUCUACACCAUCAGUGACACUAUCGCCCACUUUCAGCGCAUGAGAGGUCGUAAGGUGCUGAACCCGAUUGGCUGGGACGCUUUCGGCCUUCCGGCUGAGAACGCUGCCAUCGAGCGGGGCCUGGACCCAGAGGACUGGACAAGGAGUAAUAUCCAGGCCAUGCGGGAGCAGCUUGGCAGCCUGGGGCUGUGCUUUAAUUGGGACAGGGAAGUCACUACUUGUCUGCCUGACUAUUACAAAUGGACCCAGUACUUAUUUGUCAAGCUUUAUGAGGCUGGACUGGCCUAUCAGAAAGAGGCACUGGUGAACUGGGACCCGGUAGACCAGACAGUCCUGGCAGAUGAGCAGGUGGAUGAGAAUGGUUGCUCGUGGAGGUCUGGAGCUCAUGUGGAGCAGAAGCUCCUCAGGCAGUGGUUCAUCAAGACCACCAACUAUGCUAAGGCUCUCCUGGACUCCUUGGCAGAUCUCCCGGAGUGGUAUGGUGUGAAGGGGAUGCAGGCCAACUGGAUUGGCGAAUGCUCAGGCUGCUACUUCCACCAUAUGCUAAAGUUGGAGGGGAGAGAGACAGGUGAGAUACUGCCUGCCUACACCUCUUCUCCUGAAGCGGUGUUUGGAGCAGCAUUCAUCUCCAUCCUGCCUUCUCAUCACCUUCUCCAUGGCUCCAGUCCUGUGGGACCUACCCUGCACAGAGCCCUUCAACCUGGGAAAGACUCCCUCACUGAGGUCACAGCCCUCAACAUGUUCACCGGCCAGGAGAUUCCAGUGGUCAUUUCUGCUAAGGCAGAGUUUCAGGGACACCUGGAUAGUGUGAUUGGCAUCCCUGACAGCAGUGAAGAGGACGCAUGUGUGGCCAAGGCUCUGGGUGUGAGCUGGAACCCAGUGCUGAAGGCUGAGGAAAACGGCGCUCACACUCUAAUCAACUCUUCUGAAUUCACAGGUCAGAAGCGAGAAGAGGCCUUCAGUUCCAUUACUCAAAAAGCCAGAGAAAAGAAUCUUGGUGGUUACCUCACCAGUUCAAAGCUGAGGGACUGGUUGAUCUCGAGACAACGGUACUGGGGUACGCCCAUUCCCAUAGUGCACUGCAAGUCGUGUGGCCCUGUGGCGGUUCCUGUGGAGGACUUGCCAGUCAUGCUGCCCAAAGUGCCCUCCCUGAGUGGAAGGAGGGCAUCACCCCUGCAAGCUGCCCACGAGUGGAAGGACUGCCCAUGUCCCAGGUGCAAAGGUCCUGCUCAGAGAGAGACAGACACCAUGGACACGUUUGUGGAUUCAGCUUGGUACUAUUUCAGAUACACAGACCCGCACAACCAGCUGAGGCCUUUCCAGCGUUCUCUGGCUGACCACUGGAUGCCUGUGGAUGUUUAUAUAGGCGGGAAAGAGCAUGCAGUCAUGCAUCUUUAUUAUGCCCGCUUCCUCAGCCACUUCUGCAAGGACCAGGGCUUGGUCUCAAACAGGGAGCCCUUCAAGAAGCUGCUGGUGCAGGGCCUCAUAAAGGGCCAGACCUUCAGAGUAGCUGAAGGUGGACAACAUCUGAGGAGAGACGAGGUUGAUUUCACAGGCCCCGAGCCCGUCCAGCGGGGCACUGGCAGGCAGGUAAAGGUGACCUGGGAGAAGAUGAGCAAGUCCAAACACAACGGCCUGGACCCUCGCGAGGUGGUGCAGCAGUACGGCACCGACACCAUGCGCCUCUACGUCCUCUACGCAGCCCCGCCAGAGCAGGACAUCCUGUGGGAUGUGAAGACGGAUGCAAUCCCUGGCGUGCUCCGCUGGCAAGCUCGUCUGUGGGGGCUGGUCACUAAGUUAAGAGAGGCUCGUCAGGGUGGCGAGACACCCAACCCCUUGACCCUCAAUAAGAAAGAGAGCUCGGAGGCCCGGAGGAUCUGGGAAUACACGAAUAAGGCCAUUGCACAGGUAACCAGUCAUUUCACAGAGGACUUCCUGUUGAAUGCGGCGAUCUCACAGCUGAUGGGUCUGACCAACACACUCUCACAAGCCUCACCUCGUGUGGUCCUGCACAGUGUGGCGUUUGAACAGGCCCUCGCCACUCUCUGCCUCUUAACUGCCCCCAUGGCUCCUCACCUGGCCUCCGAGCUCUGGGCAGGGCUAUCUCAGGUUCAGAGCCCUCUCACUGCUUCCUUCUCGAGGAGUGGUGAUGUGCUCCAGCAACCUUGGCCCAGCGUGGAUCCGGAGUACCUCCAAACCCCAGACACACUGGAGGUGUCUGUACGGAUUAACAACAAGGCAUACGGGACUGUUACCGUGCCACGGCAGGUGGCUCAGGACUCUGAGAAGGUGCGUGAGCUGGUGCUGGACAGUCCUUUGGGUGCCCGCCUUCUCGCUGACCGCAUCAUUAAGAAAGCCAUCCUCUCCCCAAGGACUGCCCUCAUCAACUUCCUGGUGGAAGACACGGGGCACGGUUCUGGUGCUUCAGUGGUCAAAUGAACUGUCAGUCAAAAGCUACAACUGAGAAGCUGUGGCUUUCAAAAUGAAGAGCAGAAAUGAAACAGAUCGUGCACACACUGACUUUACUGACUUACAUAUUUUACAUUGUUUUCCAUUUGUCCGAUGAUGUAUUUAAACUGAAAGUGAAAUUGGCUUUUUAGUAUCUUGCUAAAUGACAGGGAGUCUUUGAGAAGUGAUGACAAAUAUUAAACUCCAAGCUGGACUUUGC
Messenger RNA from Electrophorus electricus (electric eel), 3167 nucleotides. It is a transcript of the gene lars2, whose product is annotated as leucyl-tRNA synthetase 2, mitochondrial. The record is from RefSeq and is a predicted model, not a curated record. Gene Ontology annotation, cellular component: mitochondrion. Gene Ontology annotation, biological process: leucyl-tRNA aminoacylation; mitochondrial translation. Gene Ontology annotation, molecular function: ATP binding; aminoacyl-tRNA deacylase activity; leucine-tRNA ligase activity. NCBI's taxonomy places the organism in Eukaryota, Metazoa, Chordata, Actinopteri, Gymnotiformes, Gymnotidae.